AUGCAUCUUUAUAGUGAAAGAGUAUUUUAUUCAGAUGACAAAAGCACAACAAUGUCCAAUGCAGCUUUAGAUGUUCGUCUUAGACGGCAGAUGCCAGUGACUGCAAAGCCACCUAGAUUACGGCUGGGGAUUCGAUCAUCAUUGCAGAGUAAAUGCCUACAGCAGGAUAUAAGUCUGAAUCAUGCUUCACCUGUUGCCUCUGCUGAUAGAUUUAGCACAGGCCUUUUCCAAAGAAAGGGUGCUCUUGUUAUGCCUGGUGAUAGUACCGAUAAUCGAAGGAGAAUUAGUAAUGGCAUCAGACCACUAAUUCAUCAUCAGAGGCAGAAUCUAAAGAACAGGUUCUUGUUGGUGAAAACCCUUGGUGAAGGAGCGUAUGGAAAAGUGAAGCUGGCUACAGAUAAGGCAACUGGAGAGCAUGUGGCCAUCAAAUACAUCAAGAAGACAAAGAUAGAAGACGAAAACGACCUGAUCCGGAUUAGAAGAGAAAUCCAGAUUCUGUCCAGCCUCAGACACAAGCACAUCGUGAACAUUCGAGAAGUGUUUGAGAAGAAAGACAAAAUCGUGCUUGUAUUGGAUUAUGCCCAAGGAGGAGAACUGUACGACUAUCUCAACAAGAUGGGAAGACUCUCAGAAAAUGAGGCCAGGAGGAUUUUCCGCCAGAUCGUGUCUGCCAUCCACUAUUGUCAUCAGAAUGGUAUUGUCCAUCGAGACCUGAAAUUGGAGAACAUCAUUUUAGAUGAUGAGGGAAAUGUGAAGAUUGCAGAUUUUGGUCUGUCCAACUACUACAGUAACAGCAGCACACUGAGUACUUUCUGUGGGAGUCCACUCUACGCUUCGCCUGAAAUAGUCAACGGGAAACCCUAUCAUGGACCUGAG
Candidula unifasciata is the source of this 876-nucleotide messenger RNA. The record is from the annotation of a GenBank genome assembly. NCBI's taxonomy places the organism in Eukaryota, Metazoa, Mollusca, Gastropoda, Stylommatophora, Geomitridae.